Molecule: messenger RNA, 675 nt
Organism: Protomyces lactucae-debilis
Lineage: Eukaryota; Fungi; Ascomycota; Taphrinomycetes; Taphrinales; Protomycetaceae
Product: casein kinase II beta subunit
Exons: 3
Coding region: 1-675 (224 amino acids)
Cellular component (GO): protein kinase CK2 complex; cytoplasm
Molecular function (GO): protein kinase regulator activity
Source: RefSeq, a predicted model, not a curated record
AUGCGGAGCUCCUCAGAAGACGACGACUCUGGCGCCUCUGGCGGGUUCGUCGAUUGGAUCCUCUCCUCUCGAGGUGGUGAAUUCUUUUGUGAUAUCGAUGCAGAGUACAUGACAGACCGCUUCAACCUCACAGGUCUCUCUGCUGAAGUCCCCAACUUCCAAAUCGCAUACGAUCUCAUCUGUGAUACAACAGAUAUCGAGGUAAACUUUAGCGAAGAAGGCGGGUAUGCUGCGUAUGGACGUCAUCUAUAUGGCAUGAUUCAUGCCCGCUACAUUCUCACACCGCGAGGCCUACAAAAGAUGCUUGAAAAGUACAAGCAAGGCGAUUUCGGCGUUUGCCCACGAUUCCUAUGCCACUCGCAGCAUCUAUUACCCAUCGGUCCAAGUGAUUUGCCAAGCAUAGCCUCGGUGCAGACAUACUGCCCGCACUGCGAAGACCUCUAUACCCCAAAAUCAAAACGUCACGCCAAUAUCGAUGGCGCAUAUUUUGGUACAACAUUCCCACACAUGCUGCUACAACUCAAUUCUGCCAUGAUGCCAGCAAAAUCGGAAGAACGCUACGUCCCCAAAAUCUUUGGCUUCCGCGUCCAUGAAAGUAGUCAAAUCCACCGAAAGCAAGAUCAGGAUCGCCACGAGAUGAUUGCUCGACUUGGACAAUACGCAUCAGGCGGCUGA